AUGUUUGCUGCAAUUGCUUCAGGAAAUCCAUUACAACUGUCAGUAGAAGUCCCCAAUUCGAAUGGGUUACAGCAUACAAUUGUCCUUUCUCGAACGAAACCUAAAUUAUAUUCGCAUAUAACACUGUUUAUAUUACCUAAUGUCACCUUUCCCCAGGAUUAUAUAGCUACAGUUUACUUCAAACUCAGUCCUCAGGAAGAGUUCAAAUUAUUUGGUUACCUAAGCGGUGAGAAACCUAGUGCCAUAUUCAAAGUGCAGAUACCGAGCUCGAAGAAAGAGACUGCGGAUACUGGUGAUGGAUUAGGUGAGAUAGACAUGGAUGUAGAUGACGGUUCAGGAGCCAAUGACUCGUUUACUGACACAAAUGGAAGUAGUAGUAACAACAUAUCAGAAUUAAUUAUCGGUAUUUCCAUUGAGCCUCGAGAACAAGGAAUGAUGAAACUAGAGGAGUGGAGGGCCAGCAUGAAUGCGGAAGCACAAAAGAACAGCUCAUUGGUCUUGUCAAGACCUAACCUGGGAAUAAUUAGGAAUAUUACCACAGCGGGGCAGUUGGCACAAGUUUACCCUUCAUUGACACAAGAAUUGGCCGCGAAAAUCGUACAGCAUGCAUAUAAUUAUUUAUCUGGGUUCUUAGAUGCUCAGGGAAACGUGCCCAUCAAGAGGUUUGAUACAUGGUGGGACAAAUUUAGAAAUAGACUGGCUAACGAUGGGACUUUCUUGGAUGAAGUAACUAAAAAUUAG
Saccharomyces paradoxus is the source of this 741-nucleotide messenger RNA. It is a transcript of the gene OPI10, whose product is annotated as Opi10p. Gene Ontology annotation, molecular function: nuclear import signal receptor activity. The record is from RefSeq and is a predicted model, not a curated record. Gene Ontology annotation, cellular component: cytosol; nucleus. Gene Ontology annotation, biological process: protein import into nucleus. Bases 1 to 741 code for a protein of 246 amino acids. The transcript has a single exon. Lineage: Eukaryota; Fungi; Ascomycota; Saccharomycetes; Saccharomycetales; Saccharomycetaceae.